Messenger RNA from Paramecium pentaurelia, 696 nucleotides. Lineage: Eukaryota; Ciliophora; Oligohymenophorea; Peniculida; Parameciidae. The record is from the annotation of a GenBank genome assembly.
UAUGUCUAAUAAUUAUUAGUAAUCAGAUUCUAGUAUUGAUGAAAGUAAAGAAAGUGUCACUUCCCAGUUUAUAAUGAGUGAACAAGAAUCAUAAGAAUAAGGUAGUUUUUAUAAAUAUUUGUUAGCUUUUUCUAAUUACAGUACUUAAAAUAAUUACUUGAAUCUUCUCAAUUUUGAUGAUGAAGAGAAUUUUAAUGAUAAUGCAGAGAGUUUAAAGGUCAUAAUAACAAAAGGGAAAUAGAAAGAUCAAUUUUCAUAAAAAAUCCUUAACAUUAACUUAAAGAAGACAUCCAACAAAAAAAAGGUUAAAAGAAUUAAAGAAUUUCAAGUUUAAGAAGACAUUAGACUCUUAAAAUUAGUCCAUCAAUAUGGAAGAUAAUUUUCAAGAAUAGUGAAAUAAUUCCCCAAAAGGACUGUUAGUAUGCUUAAAAAUAGAUAUUAUAAGAAUCUUAGAUACAGAUGGGAAGAAUUAUUGGGAAUGUAAUACAUACAUAUAUAUAUUAGUAAAUACAUAGAAGAAAAGAAUUAGUAAAAAACUAAAAAUUAGAUUGAUGGAAUGAAUUUGGACAAUUAAUCUCUUAAUCGUAAAGACUUAAUCAACAUGAUACCAAAUACCUAUAGUUGUCCAAUAAUUGGUAACAUGCUCUCAUCAUUCAUUAUAAAAAUGGACUAAUUUCUCAAAACUCAAUUUUGAUC